AUGUCCAUCCACGCCAACGGCAAAACCCCGACCCACCCCUUCAGCCAAUCCCCCUUCCGCACCCGCGCCGACCUCCAACAAGCCUGCGAAGCCCUCCUCGCCCCCCUCGUCGCCCGCUUCACUCCAGAAUGCAGCCGCGUGAAGAUCGGCUCCUCGACCACCCGCUUCGACGAAGGCGGCGCCCAGAUCGAGGGCUUCGCCCGCCCGCUCUGGGGCCUGGGGUCGCUCCUCGCUGGCGGGUACGACUACCCCGAUGCGGAGCGCUGGCGCGAUGGUCUGAUCGCCGGGACGGACCCCGAGAGUCCGGAGUUCUGGGGCGCGAUUGAGGAUAUGGAUCAGCGGAUGGUGGAGAUGGCUCCGUUGGGGUUCACGCUUGCGGUUGCGAACCGUGUCUUUUGGGAUCCGUUGACGGAGAGGCAGAGGGGGAAUGUGACCAGGUGGUUGAAUAGUAUUAAUGAUAAGGAGAUGCCGAAUACGAAUUGGCUUUGGUUCCGCGUGUUUGCCAAUCUGGGACUUCGCAGCAAUGGAGCGCCCUACUCUCAUAGUAGGAUCGAGCGGGAUAUGGAUCAUCUUGAUUCUUUCUAUGUGGGCGGGGGCUGGAGCAAUGAUGGGCCGAAGAGCCAUCAUCAAAUGGACUAUUACUCUGGGUCGUUUGCCAUCCAGUUCCUGCAGUUGCUGUACGCCAAGCUGGCCGGGGACUUCGAUCAGCCGCGCGCAGAACGAUACCGUGAUAGGGCGCAAGAGUUUGCCAAAGACUUUGUGUACUACUUUGAUCCCGAUGGGAAGGCCAUCCCGUUCGGUCGCUCAAUGACUUACCGCUUCGCCAUGGUGGGAUUCUGGGGCGCCCUGGCCUUCGCAGACGUCGAGCUACCAGCCCCGCUCACCUGGGGCGUGGUAAAGGGUCUCCUGCUGCGGCAUUUCAGAUGGUGGGCCACGCAAGACGACAUGUUCAACACAGAUGGCACGCUCAACCUCGGCUUCUCGUAUGCGAACAUGUACCUCACGGAGAACUACAACUCGCCCGGCUCGCCCUACUGGUGCUGUCUCUCCUUUGUACCUUUGGCACUGCCGGAGUCGCACCCGUUCUGGACAGCCCCUGAAGAGCCCUACCCCAGCGCUGCUCUCUCCCCCAUAAAAGCCCUCGAGUACCCCAAGCACAUCGUCGUCCACCGCGGCGGACACUCGUUUCUCCUGUCCUCCGGCCAGGCAUGCCACUACCCGCUCAGAGCGACCCAAGCCAAGUACGGCAAAUUCGCCUACAGCGCGAGCUUCGGGUACUCCGUCCCGACGGGGGGCUAUCAGCUGGAGCAGCACGCUCCAGACAGCAUGUUAGCGCUGUCCGACGACGACGGCGAUAUCUGGCAGACGCGGCGGGUGGCGCUAGACGCGCGCAUCGAGUGGCAUGACGACGUGCCCACGCUAGUCUCCGGAUGGAAACCGUGGUCCGACGUCGAGGUCGAGAGCUACUUGAUCCCGCCGAACGACGGGCACGACAACUGGCAUAUUCGCGCGCACCGCGUGCGCACCGCACGCAAGCUGAUGACCUCCGAGGGUGCGUUCGCGAUCUACGGCUGUCGCAGCGACAAUGGCAGAUUCUUAGGGCCGUUCGAGGAGAAAUUGGGAGAGGGGACGCUGCAGGAGGGCCAGAGAGCGUUGACUGUGUCUUCUGUUGGUGCUGUGGGCAUCGUAGAGCUUCAGGCGGCUGUUGAGCGCGCGGGGAGGGUCGUCCUCGCGGAUCCGAAUUCGAAUAUCAUGUAUGGACGUACUCUGCUGCCUUCGUUGGGCGCCGAUCUGGCCCCGGGUGAUCAGAGGUGGUUUGUGACUGCGGUUUUUGCGUAUCCGGCGCAAGGGGAGGCGGAUGGUUGGCGAGAGGGUUGGAGACAGCCCCCUUCGAUGCCGCAGUGGCUUGAGAAUUUGGAAUCCGUGGGCCCCAGGUCAAGGAAGGAUGCGACGCAGCGGGGGCGCCGUCGUUUCCUAUCGCUUGGAUGGAUCACCACCGGGCCAUGGUGGCAUCGCUCCAGCUACCUCGGCGCCCUCCUCUUCAACAUCGGCGCAUUCAUCCUCCCCGCCCUCUAUGGCACCCUCGUCAAGCUCUGGGUAGCAGACAUCGACUCCUCCCUCGUCGCCACAACCGACGUCUACACCUACAUCGGCGUCGUAGCAGAAGUCCUCAACGAGGGCCUCCCCCGCGCCGUAUGGGUAACAAUCGCCAACCGCGAGGCCCGAUCACUCGAGUCGCGCCUCGGCCUAGCACACACCCUCAUCCUCUUCCAGUCCCUAUUAGGCGCAAUAAUGAGCAUCGUCUUCGCGGCCUCAGCAGCCCAAUUCGCCGCAGCCUUCGUCCCGCAUAACGUUCGCGACGCUAGCAUCACCUAUGUGCGCGUCCUCGCCUUCACGGCCCUCAGCUCAGCCGUCGAGGUCGCCGUCUCGAACGCUACCCGCGCCCUCGAUAAGCCUGAUAUCCCGCUCUUGAUCAGCUCCGUUAAGGUGCUUGUCAAUAUCGUCUUGGAUCUGCUGGUCAUCUCCCGCUUCCAUGUUGGCUCCUGGACCCCGACUAUCAAUAUGCAGGCUGGGAUCCGGCUAGGCUGCGAUAUGGUCGCUGCGUUCGCGGGCCUCGCCUAUUUCGUCUUGUCAACCAGUCUCCGCCGCCAUCAUUGGCACGGCACGUGGUCCUGGGGGGGUAAGACCCCCUCCUUUGAGGCCUUCCUGGUGCUUUUGAAGCCUGGCGUUCUGACCCUGGUUGAAUCUGCUGUCCGCAAUGCGCUUUACCUCUGGCUUGUCUCUGGCAUCGUGGCCCUGUCGCCUGAUUACGCUACGGCCUGGAGCGUCUUCACUACCAUCCGGUGGGGUCUCGUCAUGGUGCCUGUUCAAGCUCUGGAAGCUACUUCGCUAGCCUUCGUAGGCCACGCCUGGGGACAGUGGAAGGCCGAAAAGUCCACGACCGGAAGGGCUCGUACCUCCUGGGACGACAUUUACACAAUAACCCGCCCAGCCCUCCUCUCCGCCCUCAUAGCCACCUUAAUUGAAACCCCGCUCUGCAUCAUCCUCUCCUUCACCGGCUGCAAAUCCUUCGCCUUCUUCCUCAGCCACUCCGCAACAGUUGCAGAGAUCACAGCUCACAUGUGGCGCACCAUCGACUGGUGCUACAUCCUGUACGCGAUCUCCACUCAGCUGGUGACGGUGCUGUUGGCAACGCGCCCGUCGUGGUAUCUGGGCCAGUCGCUCGUCUCGAAUCUCUGCUAUGUGUUGCCUUGGGCGAUUGUGUGCCAGGUAGUGGAGUUGAAUCCCGGGAAUGCGUGGACGUAUCAUGGGUUGACAGCACUGUUGAUUUAG
This is a messenger RNA of Aspergillus candidus, 3333 nucleotides long. RefSeq names its product glycoside hydrolase family 154 protein. Lineage: Eukaryota; Fungi; Ascomycota; Eurotiomycetes; Eurotiales; Aspergillaceae. The record is from RefSeq and is a predicted model, not a curated record. The transcript has 7 exons. The coding region runs from base 1 to 3333 and encodes 1110 amino acids.